Molecule: messenger RNA, 609 nt
Organism: Fusarium coffeatum
Lineage: Eukaryota; Fungi; Ascomycota; Sordariomycetes; Hypocreales; Nectriaceae
Exons: 1
Coding region: 1-609 (202 amino acids)
Source: RefSeq, a predicted model, not a curated record
AUGGCUUCCGCAAAUAGCCUGACCGUUGCGACCGAGUCCCUACGCAAGACAGAAAUGAGCUAUACCUAUAUCAAAGACGACCAGAGCCUUCCCGCUGCUUUUCACGAGGCGGCGCAAGCAUCGGGUCUGGCUCUCCAGGCUCUUGAAUUGCUAAGAGACCUAUCCGACGAACCGAACAACGACAGUACAACGUCAGGUUUAGAUACAACAAUUUCGCAUUGUCGCCAGAAUUCUUGCACCCUCCUAGAGACAAUCAGCAUGCUGGCUAUACGACAAGGAACCUCUCGACUUGAAGACUACAAGAGACUGGUUCAGGUACAGGGCAAAGAGCCGGUAGAGAUCGUGGCUCUCAAAUUACUGGCCAACGCCCUCACAGCGAUCACAACCCUGCCCAGUAACUCGGAAUCACGAACAUUGGUGCAGGGAUUGGAGACUACCAUCGAUCGGUUGAAGAAGGUGGAAUUGUCGGUUCAUCCCCACGAAUCAUUCCAGAAUCUGAGGCUUGGUAGUGGCAAUCAAUUUAACAACUGGUACGGUUCUCAAAACAAUCACACAGGAUCUGGUCAACAGUACAAUGCGAACAACGACAUCGUCUUUAAUAAUAGAUGA